UAAGAAUCAAGGUGUGUCUAUGCUGUUACCCAGAACCCAGGCAAUGCCAGUCCUUCAGGCCAGCCCAGGAGUUCGGGGUGGGGAAACAGUCAUCAUAGAACAUCUUCAUCCCUCAGCCCAGAGAGCAGCAGAGUCUUCACCAGGCCCUCCUCGAAGGGCAUUUCAAAGCACAUUUUCCAGAGCCGAACUCAGGCCGAGGACCAGACUCCAAUCAAAUCUCACUGCCCGUGCAAGAGAGACCCAGAGGAAUGGACUGGCUCCUUUUCAGGAACUUUUGCCUUUUGAUCAUUUUAAUGGUGGUGCUGGAAGUAAACAGUGAAUUUGUUGUUGAGGUGAAGGAAUUGGACGCGGAAAAUAGCACCGCAAAAUGGCAAACGGUCAGAAGACAGAAGCGGGAGUGGAUCAAGUUUGCUGCAGCCUGUCGAGAAGGAGAAGAUAACUCCAAGAGGAAUCCGAUUGCCAGAAUUCGAUCAGACUGUGAAGUGAACCAGAAGAUUACAUACCGCAUCUCUGGGGCAGGAAUCGAUCGACCGCCCUAUGGAGUGUUCACCAUUAACCCUCGGACGGGGGAAAUUAACAUCACUUCAGUGGUGGACCGAGAGAUAACACCACUUUUCUUGAUUUAUUGCCGAGCUCUGAAUUCACGGGGUGAAGACUUAGAAAGGCCUCUUGAGCUUCGAGUCAAAGUUAUGGACAUAAAUGAUAACCCCCCAGUCUUUACACAAAAUGUGUACACAGCCAGCAUUGAAGAAAACAGCGACGCAAACACCCUGGUGGUAAAGUUAAGUGCCACAGACGCAGAUGAAGACAAUCAUCUGAAUUCUAAAAUUGCCUAUAAGAUCGUGUCUCAGGAGCCGGCGGGCUCACCCAUGUUCAUCAUGAACAGGUACACUGGAGAAGUGUGCACGACGUCCAACCUCCUCGACAGAGAGCAACACAGCAUGUAUAACCUCCUCGUGAGGGGCUCAGAUCGGGAUGGAGCCACAGAUGGACUGUCUUCGGAGUGUGACUGCAGAAUCAAGGUUUUAGACGUCAAUGAUAAUUUCCCCACUUUGGAGAAAACUUCGUACUCAGCAAGUAUCGAAGAGAACUGUUUAAGUUCGGAACUGAUCCGAUUUCAAGCAAUUGAUCUUGACGAAGAAGGCACUGACAACUGGUUGGCAAAAUAUUUAAUUCUCUCUGGAAAUGAUGGGAAUUGGUUUGAUAUUCAAACAGACCCACAAACCAACGAAGGCAUUUUGAAAGUCGUCAAGACGCUGGAUUAUGAACAAGUGCCUAAUAUUCAUCUUAGCAUUGGAGUUAAAAACCAAGCUGAGUUUCACCACUCGGUUGCCUCUCAAUUCCGAAUGCACUCAACCCCUGUGAGAAUUCAGGUUGUUAACGUGAGAGAAGGACCUGCAUUUCAACCAAAUUCUAUGACGUUCAGUGUGCGAGAAGGACUGAAAGGAAAUUCCUUAUUGAAUUUUGUGCUUGGCACAUACACAGCUAUAGAUUUGGAUACAGGAAAUCCUGCAACAAACGUCAGGUAUAUCAUAGGACAUGACGCAGGCAACUGGUUAAAAAUAGAUUCAAGGACUGGAGAGAUACAAUUUUCUAGGGAAUUUGAUAAGAAGUCAAAAUAUAUUACCAAUGGGAUAUACACAGCAGAGAUCCUGGCUAUAGAUGAUGGCUCUCUAAAAACGGCCACGGGAACCAUAUGUAUCGAAGUUCCUGAUGUCAACGAUUACUGCCCAGUCAUUGUUGCUGAGAGAGAAACCAUCUGCAUUGCCUCUCCCUCCAUCCUUAUCUCUGCUGCAGGCGUUAACAGUCACCCUUAUGGGUCUCCCUUUACCUUCUGUGUUGUUAAUGAACCCCCAGGGACAGCGGACAUUUGGGAUAUCACAUUAGUAAAUGCUACCUCUGCAAUCCUGAAAGCUGAGCAGACUUUAUAUUCCGGAUACUACGAAAUCCCGAUCCUAGUAAAGGACAGUUUUAACAGAGCAUGCGAAUUGCCGCAGGUCGUGGAGCUAAGGGCCUGUGGCUGUGACGGCAAGCACGGGUGCUGGUCCUCGGGCGCCACAGACGUCAGCGCCGGGGCUGCGAGCUCUGUCACCAGUGUGUCUGUCCCUGACGGCCAAACCGAGGCUUCAAAUGUUGGUAUGGGAUCAACAGGGAUUGGCAUGAUCACGAUGGGCGUCUUACUGCUGCUUCUGGCACCGCUCUUGCUGCUCCUGUGCUGCUGCUGCAAACGAAAACAGCCAGAAGGGCUGGGGACGAGUUUUGCUCCUGUGCCUGAGGGGGGAGAAGGAGUGGUGCAAUCCUGGAGAAUAGAAGGGGCCCAUCCCGAGGACAGGGAUGUGUCCAACAUAUGUGUACCAAUGACAGCCUCUAAUACCCAGGACCGUAUGGAUUCCUCUGAAAUCUACACUAACACCUACGCAGGCGGAGGAACGGUUGAAGGGGGUGUCUCGGGAGUGGAACUCAAUACCGGUCUGGGGGCGGCCGCUGGCCUGGCAGCGGGAGGAGCAGCGGGCACCGUGGGGAGGAGGAGCUCGGCGGUGGGCAUCCAGCGGGACUAUGCGGACACCGGCCUGAACCUGGCUUUCCUGGACAGCUAUUUCUCUGAGAAAGCACAGGCUUAUGCAGGCGAAGAUGAAGGCCGCCCUGCAAACGAUUGUUUGCUCAUUUAUGACCACGAAGGAGUAGGGUCUCCUGUGGGCUCCAUUGGUUGUUGCAGUUGGAUUGUGGAUGAUUUAGAUGAAAGCUACAUGGAAACUUUAGAUCCAAAAUUUAAGACUCUUGCUGAAAUCUGCUUAAACACGGAAAUUGACCCAUUUCCUUCACAGCAGUCCUGUAUCCCCAUCAGCACUGACCUCCCCUUACUUGGACCGAACUACUUUGUUAAUGAAUCUUCAGGAAUGACUCUCUCAGAGGCUGAAUUCAAAGAAGAAAUGGCAACACCUGAACCCAUGAUGCACGGGGAUAUUGUAGUGACCGAGACUUACACUGCUGCUGAUCCAUGCGUGCAACCCACUACGAUUGUCUUUGAUCCUCAGCUUGCGCCCAAUGUUGUAGUAACGGAAACAGUAAUGGCACCUGUCUACGAGGUUCAAGGGAAUAUUUGUGUCCCUGCUGAGUUAGCCAACACACACAAUGUAAUCUAUGCUGAGAGAGUGGUGUCUAGUCCUGGUAGGCCUGACGUGAGCAGUAGUAGCAUGAGUGAUGGUUGUAGGGGACCUGUCAUGAGUGGUGGUAUUUUGGUAGGACCAGAAAUUCAACUGACACAAACGAUGAGUCCAGACAUUCGCAUAAGCCAAACUAUUGGUUCCACAUCCCCAGUGACAUCUCGACACAGAGUAACACGGUACAGUAACAUACAUUACUCCCAACAGUAAGUGUUUUAUGGUCAAUACUCUCUAUGGAGACCAUGCACCUUGUAAUCACCAACAUAUCCAUCAAAGAUGCGCAGUGUACCACAUUUAACAUUUUAAGUCAACAAAUGUUCAAAAAUUCUAAAUUCAGUGAGAUUCUUUGAUUAUACCUUUUGGGGGGUAACUAUGGCCAAGCACUUUAGAUAAGCCUUUAAAUUUUUUUUUCUGAUUUUAAAUUAUGUGCCAAAAGAACUUAAAGAAAAUAUGUUACAUUCUUUGAUACUGUCUAAUAAAUAGCACAUAAUUCAUACAGUGAAUCUUAAGGACUUCAGGCCUGUAAAACUGGUCAUAUAAACCAAGAUGCUCUUGUUCUUGAAGGUUGCAUAGAAAAGCCUUGUCUGCAUUCAAUAGCCAUGUUAACUUUCAAAUACAUAUUUCUAUUUAAAACUUUAAAGUGGAAAAAAAUGAAUUAAAUGUACACUUUUGAAGUGAAAUUGAAAAAGAAGAUGGAGAAUCUGUUAAUAGAGAUCUAAAGUCACUUGUCUCAUCAAAUGGUUUCUCAAGAUAGGCAAUGAUUAGGGCAUGCUUAAUAUAAUACAGGGAAAGAGCUUCUUAGCUGAAUGUGUCACUGAAAAUGGUCCAUCAAAAGGAAUUAUAUACAUAUAUAGAUAUGCAUAUAUUCAUAUCAAUAUGGAUGAAUUCUUAUUGCACUUUAUUGAUUUAUAUCAUCAACUAUAAAUUAAUUUAGACUAGCAGAAAUAUAAUUAUGACAACAUGACAACAGAAACAGUUUCCAGGAGAAGUAUUAGAGAUUUUACUCCUUAGAGAAUGUUUUUUCCCCUGCUUUUGUUAAUUAUGUCAGAAAACCAUAUGAAAUGUGGUUUAAUCAGUUUCACUGACCUGAGUCAUAGACUAUUUCGUUGGCAAUCAGAUAGCCUCUAAAAGCACCUCUGUAAUUAUUCAUACAUUCAACAAUAUUGACUUGGAAGCUUCUCUGUGUUGAGUGCUGAUCUUGACUCUGAAUGUUAGUUGAAGACAACUGGCAAGAUUCCUGCCUUCAAAAAGCCUCUAAUUCAUUUCUAGACUUAAAACUCUGGUGAUAUGGCUUUGAGUUCCUACCAAAAAUAAUUAACAAAAUAUUUAAUUUCAUUACCAAGUUGUGUUUCUCUUUUUAAUGUUAUUAGUAAUGUUGAAUAAAUAAAAUGGAAACCCAUGCACAGAUUGCUUAUUCUUAGUAGGCAUCAAGCUGUCCUGAGAAAAAGAAAUUCUAGCAAGAUAGUUUUAUUUAAUUCUGUAAAAUAUGUAAACUAUAUAGUAGUAAGGAUAAUGAUGUGACUAGUAAGAUAAUAUAAAUGGAAUAAAUUUAUUUUCAGGGCUUAUUUUCUUCUGGAAGGAAAUAACUGUAGUGCUUCUUGCUUAAUAUUUUUAUGAGUAAAAGUGUUGAAGAAUUUGGGGCCUCUCACAAUCUCUUGUCCAGUUCUUUCAUUUUAUAGAAAAAUUUUCUGUGAUCUAUCCCACUAUCAAUAUGCAAAGAUUUAAUGGUGCUUCAAAAAGAGAAACCCCAUUUCUGGUGGAUGCAUUCCUCCAUACUAUCCAUGGAAAUGAGAUCAGAACCAUUUCAUUUUUUCUCUCAACAUUAUCAGUGGAGAGGAAAUUCUCCAUCAUUCUACGUAUCAAUCAUAUGUGACUCAAGCCUCUGAAAUUGACAUAUGUUAAAAACAUCAUCUCAAACAAAAUAAAGGGCAUAAAGCAAGAUUUCUCCUGCUUAAGAGGGUACUGAUUUAGCUAGGAG
Molecule: messenger RNA, 5142 nt
Organism: Bubalus bubalis (water buffalo)
Lineage: Eukaryota; Metazoa; Chordata; Mammalia; Artiodactyla; Bovidae
Gene: DSG4
Product: desmoglein 4
Exons: 16
Coding region: 249-3374 (1041 amino acids)
Biological process (GO): homophilic cell-cell adhesion
Cellular component (GO): plasma membrane; desmosome
Molecular function (GO): calcium ion binding
Source: RefSeq, a predicted model, not a curated record